Fomitiporia mediterranea MF3/22 is the source of this 4429-nucleotide messenger RNA. RefSeq lists its product as uncharacterized. The record is from RefSeq and is a predicted model, not a curated record. Gene Ontology annotation, cellular component: nuclear pore outer ring. Gene Ontology annotation, molecular function: structural constituent of nuclear pore; protein binding. The transcript is spliced from 21 exons. Gene Ontology annotation, biological process: transcription-dependent tethering of RNA polymerase II gene DNA at nuclear periphery; protein import into nucleus; poly(A)+ mRNA export from nucleus. Lineage: Eukaryota; Fungi; Basidiomycota; Agaricomycetes; Hymenochaetales; Hymenochaetaceae. The coding region runs from base 136 to 3606 and encodes 1156 amino acids.
UCGCCAACGCCGUCAAGACGGAGGCAGCCUUCUGGAUCGUCGCGACUACAUGCUCGCGGUGGACGAGCUGCACGCUCGGUUUCUCAUGUGUCUGUAGCAAGUGACGCGUCGACUGCUUCCAAUGUUCCGACAGAAAUGGACGUCGACGCAGGUCCGAGUCUAAGUGAGACGAGGAUACGUUCAGAGGUUGUGUUCGCGCAAUCCGAAGAACAAAAGGUGUCCUUGGUUUCACAACUACCAGCGGAAGUGCUCCAGGUUCUAAGAAAUACCGACUUCGUUAGCAACACUUUCAUCGGAGACGUAGACACUCGCAACUCGUUCUGUCUUAUUGCUUCUACCAAGACGUGCUUUGUUUGGAAAUACUCGCAGCUUCUUCCUGGAGCGCCGACAUGUUACAUCUUUCCUUGUCCAAACCGCUUCUCAGAAACAGAGCCUGCCGUACCGUCUUCUGCACUCGUGUCAUAUGGUUCCUCGCGUGAACCUGGGUUAAUCUUAGUCUCUCCUUAUGGAGAGUUGCAUUUCUGGGACAGUAUCGGUCUUGGCCUUACCGGCGGCGAAGCAACAGACGCUUCGUUAUUAGACCUUAGGUCUGACGAGACCGUUACUACGCUGAUAUACGCAGAGCCACUGAAAUUUGUAGCAACGACAUCGACCGGACGGCUAUUCCUGCUUUCAAUCACAUCGACUGAAGGACGCUUUCGCGUAGCAUCGCAUCCAUUUACCUUAACUCGUCCACAAGGUACAAUGGAGCGAUUGCGUUCAGGCUUCUGGGGCGAAAAACCACCAUCGUACUCGGGCGGCUUUAUAACAGCUGCAAGUGUGACCGAUGUAAAUGACGAAGGAUUCGAAGUUUGGAUAUGUGCAGACAUGAAAGUUGUCCGCUGGACUGUUCUCUAUAAGGGCUGGGAACAAUUCGAAGCCGAGGAAGAUAUAGAACAGAAGCUCCUGCCACCGCUUGAAGAGGCCUUCAAAGUCACUUCCGGAGCACUAUCUGACUUGGAGCUUUUGGAUAUCGCUUUUGACGCCGAGGAUCAUCUAGUGUUGCUUGCUUCGUUUAGUGCUGGAGUAGACAAUGAGUCGAGUAUCGAUACACGGCCGCGUCGGCAUUACGUUGUUGUCAGAAUGAAGAGGGAAGAUAACAUGCAGUUUGCGGGUAUUCGCACCGUGCCGUAUCAAACAAUAUCUUCGGACCGAGCGAACAUUCAUCCUCGCUUACGUUUACUCGACGGCGGUCGGGUAUACUGUGUGCAGUUCGGAGACGCAGUCGCCCUUGCAGCUAGAGAUAAUAAUUACACCAGCCUCCUUACCCUCAAGAAUCUCCAGGACAGAACAUUCGGCUGCGGCGUCCUAAACAACUCUUCUGACAUGCUCUUCAUGAAUAGCGAUGUGCUCAUGCGCGUCUCUACCGAUAUCGAGAAGAUUAACAGCUAUAAUGUGAAUACAUGGAAGGGCACCUCAAUCAAGUCGAUAAUGACACAAGCUAUUCUAUUUGGGUCGAAUCCAAAGAACCCUCUUCUUUUCACCUUCCCUCCCGAUGUUGACGAGGAAAGUCUAAUCUCUGGAGCCGAGCAGCUAUCUCGAGCAGUACUCGCUUCAGAUGCCGAAGUUGUGAGACCCAAUCCUGACCUCUCUCAGCAAAUUCGAGAACGCAAGGACCGCCUUCGGUUCCUCAUUGGUUUUAUUAAUGAGAACGGCGCACUUGGAAAGAUGUCGCAAACAAGCCGCCAGCGUCUUGUUGUAGACGCUGAAAAACUACAUGCAACACAAGAAUUAUGGAUAUUGUACUGUGAGCUCCUAAAUUCUGGACUCGACGAUCACAUACUGCUCGAUGCCAUUAACGCAUACAUGGAGGAAUCAGAUAAAUCACGCCAUGAUGAUGUUAUGCGUGCAUUCCUCCGCCUAGAGACUCGAGACAUUGGAAACCUUCUUCCUUACAUCAAACAUGAAGUAGGAGAGAUAAUCAGGGACUACAACUUAGCACAACAAACCCCUGAUGCCUUGUAUCGAGGGACAGAUUACGUGCUCUGCAUCCUAGAAUCCGCAUGGAGUUUCCGCGACUUAAAUAUGGGUAUAUACGGCGUUGUGGGGCCUAUGUUGAACCCUUGGACUAGCUCACCAGCUGUUAUCGAUAUCGUUCUUGACUUCUUUAACCUGUCGGAUCGACUCCUUAUCCAGACGCCCCCUGAAGCGGAGAACAAGAUUUCUCAGGAUACGCGUAGACAGCUUCCUCGACUAGGUGCGACGGUGUUCCGUUGUUUCCAGGAGCGACAGAAUUGGCUCGAAAGCGCGGUUGCUGCUGACGAAACUGGCAUCGAAUCCGAGAAACGUGCCCACCGGGAACAUUUCCAGCAAGUUCGCCCGCAAAUACUGCAAACAUUAUUCAAGCACGGCAAAUCGGAGGAUGCGUUCGUCCUUGCUGAAAACUAUCGAGAUUUCAGGUCACUCGUGGACCUAUGCCACUCCACUCCUCCGAUUUAUCCAUUUGCAAGCAAUGUGAACGCAGAGCGGAUCAAGGAGUACAUUGAGAAGUACAAAGAAGAGUUCACCGACGAGUUGUACCUGUGGUACGUCGAACAUGGUGAAGUACGAUGCUUAUUCGAGCAAAGUGAGACGUACGGCGAGUACAUCGAUGCGUUCUUCAUAAAACAUCCGUAUCCGAACGUGUCGUGGGUGCAUGACAUUGGGAAGGGUCGAUGGGGAUCUGCGUCGUCGACGUUGCUUACGCAAGUUGAUCGUACGUUAGACCUUGAGACGCGACAUGUCAUGUUAAGUAUCGGCAAAUUAUCACAAAUUGCGGAGAGUGAAAAGUCACAGACUCGUUCGGACACUAUACUAGAUGCUUUCCAUGACGGCCUCGACUAUGUCUCCGUACAUGACAAACUAAUCGAGGAGCUGCGCGCACCGUUGGCGGGGUCAAAACAGAGACAAUCGCUCGAGAACCAAGCAGACGCAAUCAUGAAGGCAGUUGCUCCGGCUUUAAAGCCAAAGACGUAUUCAGGUUUCCAUUCGGAGUUCAAAGCUUCUGUGAAAGAAGUUCUGCAAAAUCAUGCAUUGCGUGUAGAGGACUUGAUCGAUAUCCUGACGUUGAAAGAGAGCACGCUUGAUUUCGAAACUGCUCUCGCACUUAUUAAAAAUGCUAAAAACUUACCCGAAGCUCGCCAACUUUCUUGCUUCCGAACGAUCUGGCGACGGAUAUACAUCCACGAUGACUGGGCGAGACUAACCAAAACAGUCAACGUAACAGACACGCAGCUCGUCGAGCGUUUCCGAAAGACAGCAUUAUACGCAACAGUUCGAGAUACAUUCCGCCGAUUACGUUUCGAGCAAGGCACACCUUCAAACCCAGAUGACCUGCUAACCACACCAAACAUCGUCCUCCCAGUAAACGAAGCAGCGCAAUUACCCAGUCGUGAGGAACUGGAAAGCCGAUGGCCGGGACAUACAGACGAGCAGAUCGAGGCUCUUUCGAAUGAUUAUGCUAAUGAAAGACAGCGACUUGUAGAGUUCGACCUUGUGCCUGUUGUUGAGCGUGUGAAGGAGCUUGCAGUGCAGGAGUUGAAGGAAGAGUUCGAGGUGGAGGAUAUUGCUAUGAAUUUGAGUGUAUAGUACAUAUAUUCGUUGCAUUUUUAUCCUUGCUUUCCUAUGAUUUAUUAUUCCAAUGACUCAAAAAUAUCUUUUGACUAAGAGAUCUGCUGGAUGAAAAAUAAGAAUGGAUAAUAUGUUAUUUCCUAUGUUCACCCUCAGAUUGAUCCUCAGAUUGCGAAGAAGAAAUUGACCCAGGCCUAGGUGGUGAGGACCCGAAAAUGCGCGUUCGGAACUGUCGAAUGGCAGCACGAGCAGCAAGUGUGAUCCCACCAAAAUUCCUUCGACUCCAUUCAUCCGAAUAUUCUCUCGAUCGUUCCUGCUCCUGCUGCAGCCAUUUUCCGUAGAAUUCAGAUAAAGCCGCUUCGCGUGCUUCAGGUGAGGCGGAGUCGGGUAAGGACGAGAGGACGGAUUGUUUGGCGGUUUCGAAUCGUGUGUUGCUGUCUUUCCAAUAUGCAUGAUUAUAAGCAUCCAACCGGCUCCUUUCUAUCCGCCACUGGUAAUCGACUGGGUCGCCGUCGAAUUCGUCCAGUAAAUAUGGGUGUGUCGGUGACGUUCGUGUACGUUCAACUAAACUUGUCGAGGGUCCAGCGACAUCCUUUCCAGUAUUCAUCAGAUUCUCCUCGCUUUCUUUCUCCUUGCCCUUUCUCCUUCGCCCGGAUGGAACGGGACCGACCUCAUCGUAUAUGACAGGUCGUAAAUUCGAUAUAGGGUCAGGCGGCCCGACUAAUGCAUGCUGCUGCGGGGAUUUGCGUAGGAAUCGUCGCGAGUGAUUGGUUAGACGAAAUUUUGUUUGAGAUUGAAGUCGAGCAGCGUAUGCAAGGCGUUGAGGGUGCAUGAUGACUGC